AGAUUCUCUUGGAGAACAAUGGCUUUGGCAAAUGGCACUUUAGUGAUGGAAUUCAUUCUCUUGGGGAUAACUGAAGAUCCUGGUCUCCAGGUCCCUCUCUUUCUAGUAAUAUAUAUCAUAACUACAUUAGGAAAUUUGACUUUGAUCAUUCUAAUAGUGCUAAAUUCUCACCUUCACACCCCAAUGUACUUUUUUCUCUCUAACUUGUCCCUCAUAGACCUCUGUUAUUCUUCAGUGAUUACACCCAAAAUGCUGAUGAACUUCUUACUAGAGAAAAAUGUUAUCUCUUACACUGGGUGCAUGACCCAGCUCUACUUGUUUUGCUUCUUUGGCAUUUCUGAAUGUUACAUGCUGACAGCAAUGGCCUAUGAUCGUUAUGUGGCUAUUUGUAAUCCACUCUUGUAUAACAUUGCUAUGUCCCCUAAAGUAUGCUUCUAUCUUAUGCUUGGUUCAUAUUUAAUGGGAUUUUCUGGUGCCAUGAUCCACACAGGUUGCAUGCUUCGACUGACUUUCUGUGAUGGAAACAUCAUCAACCACUACUUCUGUGACCUUCUCCCUUUGCUACAGCUCUCCUGUACGAGUACCUAUGUCAAUGAGAUAGAGCUGUUUAUUGUAGUAGGAAAGGACAUUAUUGUUCCAACCUCCAUCAUUCUUACUUCCUAUGGCUUUAUUCUUUUCACCAUAUUCCAAGUGAAGUCCACUGAAAACAAGUACAAGGCAUUCAGUACCUGCAGUUCCCAUUUAUUUGCUGUUUCUCUGUUUUUUGGAUCAAGCACAUUUAUGUAUCUUCAGCCCUCAUCACCUGGAUCUAUGAAUGAGGGGAAAAUUUCUUCCAUCUUUUAUACUAUCGUAGUUCCCAUGAUGAAUCCCUUAAUCUACAGUUUUAGAAACAGAGAUGUUAAAUCUGCCCUAAGAAAAAUCCUGAGUAGGACAAUAUAUUGA
Molecule: messenger RNA, 942 nt
Organism: Microtus ochrogaster (prairie vole)
Lineage: Eukaryota; Metazoa; Chordata; Mammalia; Rodentia; Cricetidae
Product: olfactory receptor 8B8-like
Biological process (GO): G protein-coupled receptor signaling pathway
Cellular component (GO): membrane
Molecular function (GO): G protein-coupled receptor activity; olfactory receptor activity
Source: RefSeq, a predicted model, not a curated record